Messenger RNA from Ipomoea nil (Japanese morning glory), 1416 nucleotides. RefSeq lists its product as uncharacterized. The transcript has 2 exons. Lineage: Eukaryota; Viridiplantae; Streptophyta; Magnoliopsida; Solanales; Convolvulaceae. Bases 1 to 1416 code for a protein of 471 amino acids. The record is from RefSeq and is a predicted model, not a curated record.
AUGGAAAACGUCGGUGUUAAUGACGACUCUGUUCUUGGUUUUUCGGAACGGACUGUUACCGAGGUUCCUACGAUGCCUGCGAGUGGUAGCCUGUCGUCGGCUCAUCACUUCGUUUCUUUAAAGUUGACCUCCCGAAAUUAUCUAUUCUGGCAAACUCAGAUGCUUCCGUUUCUUGAAGGCCAAGGGCUUCUAGGGUUUGUUGAUGGUACAACACCCUUUCCGACGGCAUCGCCGGCCCUAACGUCGACCGCGGACAGCACCCCGGCGGCGGUUUCCGAUCUCCCCGACCGGCAGCUCGCUUGGCGUUGGCAAGACAAGGCAAUCCUCUCCAUGCUCAUCUCUUCUUUGUCCGAGGAGACUCUUCGUUUCGCUGUCGGCAAGGGCACCUCUCGGCAGCUUUGGCAGGUAAUCGAACAAACCCUAGGUUCGUCUACUCGCUCUCGUGCACUCCGGUUACUCGGCGAACUUCAGGGGCUCCGUCAAGGUGAUUCCUCGAUAUCUGAUUACCUUGGUCGUGCCCAGAUGUUGAUUGAUGAAUUGGCCCUCGCCGGUCGUCAUGUUGAGUUGGAUGAUCAGAAUUUAUAUGUGUUUCGCGGUUUACACCCGGAGUUCCGACCGUUGGUGGCAACUCUAGCCCGUGGUGCGCCAGUUCCCCUCCCGGAGGUUGCAGAUUUUCUUGUUUCGCAGGAGUGGAUCUGUUCGGACGAUGGUGCGACUCUCGGCGCAGCGGCGGCCUUGGCCGUAAGCCGUGGUGAUCCUGGCGGUCGCUGUGGCAGCCCGCAAAACCGAGGCGGUGGCGGCCGCGGCAGGGGGCGCGGCAGUCGUGGCCGGGGGCGGUCCAACUCGGGCCCUCGGUGUCAGAUUUGCAACAAGCAAGGGUAUAUAGCUAAGGCGUGUUGGCGUCGUUUCACUCCUGAUUCGGAUCCUCAAGCGAAUGUUGUCGUUUCUGGUGUUGAUGGUUCUAUGGACGACUCUCAUCAGUGGUUCCCAGACACUGGUGCCACAAAUCAUGCUACUCCUGAUCCCACAUUAUUGACGUCCUCUAUUGCAUAUGAUGGUCUGGAGACACUUCGGGUCGGCAAUGGUACAUGUUUGCUUAUUGUUACUGUUGGUUCUACUUCGUUAGCCACUAAUUCUAGGUCGUUUUGUGUGUCUGAUGUUUUGCAUGUUCCUGGUCUAUCUUCUUCGUUAUUAUCUGUUCAGUGUUCUGCUAAAGAGAAUAAUGUACCUGCACCACGCCCGGAGCCAUGGGGUGUUGCGCCGGUUGUGCCUCCUGGUGAGCCGAGUGAUGUCUCGGCCUUUGAUCCUCCUACCGUGCCUGAGCCACACCGCCAGCAGCCCGUUCCUGCCAAGCCGUCCGUGACCGAGUCCGAGCGGACAGUCAUGGACCAGCCGCCUGCUCGGCCGAGGGGUUGA